This is a messenger RNA of Scatophagus argus, 3368 nucleotides long. It is a transcript of the gene smad5, whose product is annotated as SMAD family member 5. The transcript has 8 exons. Gene Ontology annotation, molecular function: RNA polymerase II cis-regulatory region sequence-specific DNA binding; DNA-binding transcription factor activity, RNA polymerase II-specific; I-SMAD binding. Lineage: Eukaryota; Metazoa; Chordata; Actinopteri; Scatophagidae. Bases 980 to 2404 code for a protein of 474 amino acids. Gene Ontology annotation, cellular component: heteromeric SMAD protein complex. Gene Ontology annotation, biological process: transforming growth factor beta receptor signaling pathway; SMAD protein signal transduction; regulation of transcription by RNA polymerase II. The record is from RefSeq and is a predicted model, not a curated record.
CACUUGAAAUUUGAAGAUUGAAGGAAGAAAACUCCCAACAUUAUUCUCUCGGAGAGAAGCGGUUCGUGUACGGAAAUGGGUGUGAAAUAGUAAUUAUUAGUUCGUUUAAUUAAAGUUAAACGAAUUAACAGCGCGGGGACGGCUGAAUCUUCGAACAAGUGACUACAAAGGACAACAAUACACAACAGACCGCAGCACUCCAGACUGAGUGGAGCCAACAACUUGUGAGACGUUCCAGAGCCGCAGCACGACCACCGAGCUGGAGGACAUGGCACGGGGAGACGGAGGGAAGAAGCGGUGGAAAACGAGAGAAUGUCUUUAAGAAAGUAGGAAGUACCGCCUAAACGUUUCAAGAAAACUCUUGACCGUGACAUGCGCGCAUUUUUAGAAGAAGGCUGGUGCAGCUGAACCCUGGCUGUGCAUGGUUGGACAAGUCAAUCCAGAGAGUAGUUGGGAAUUGUUGUUGAAGUAGUCACAUCCUUAUUUCUUAGCUUGUCAACUGGCACUGGUGAGACCUGCUGUAGCGUGUCAGUUCGACAGAGGUCCUGAUCUCAGCUUCUGCAGCCUGCACCCCCUCCUUCCAUCAGUGGUGGUGACCCAAGUCCGGACAGCUUGCUGCAGGGCCCUUCCUGAGCAGCAGCAGCUGCGUCCUGCUUGCUGACUCCCCUCCCUCCCCUGUUUCCUGUCCUUGGUUAGACAAGGCUAAAGCCUCCUCUCCCCUACCCCACCCCUCAUCUCUGCUGGCCUCUUACACACACACACACACACACACACACAUAUACUCACACACACACACAUACUCACACUCACACUCACUCACACACACACACACACACACUCACUCACACUCACUCGCAUUUACACACUCUUUUUAGGCUACUAUCAUUAGUUGGAGAUCAACAGCAGGGGACUUGUAGAUCCUUAGUCCACCUGGAGCUGCCACUGCAGAAGUCCUUCUACAUACACUACAGCCUACAGCAUGACCUCCAUGUCCAGUCUUUUCUCCUUCACAAGCCCAGCAGUCAAGCGCCUGCUUGGCUGGAAGCAGGGAGAUGAGGAGGAGAAAUGGGCUGAAAAGGCAGUGGAUGCACUGGUGAAAAAGCUGAAAAAGAAGAAAGGUGCCAUGGAGGACCUGGAGAAAGCUCUGAGCUGCCCUGGACAGCCCAGCAAAUGUGUUACCAUUCCAAGAUCAUUGGAUGGCCGGCUACAGGUUUCCCACAGGAAAGGUCUGCCUCACGUGAUCUACUGCAGAGUGUGGCGCUGGCCAGACCUGCAGUCCCACCAUGAGCUCAAGCCCCUGGAGGUGUGCGAGUAUCCAUUUGGCUCCAAACAGAAGGAGGUCUGCAUCAACCCAUAUCACUACAAGCGUGUGGAGAGUCCUGUGCUCCCUCCUGUCCUGGUACCACGGCACAGCGAGUUCAACCCACAGCAUAGCUUGCUGGUACAAUUCCGCAAUCUCACCCACAACGAGCCACAUAUGCCCCUGAACGCCACCUUUCCAGAGUCCUUCCAGCAGCCACACAGCGGUGGUGGCAGCAGCACCGGCGGAGGAGGUGGAGGCGGUUCUUUUCCCAUCUCUCCCAACUCUCCGUAUCCUCCGUCUCCAGCCAGCAGUGGUACUUAUCCAAACUCUCCUGCCAGCUCGGGGCCCUCCAGUCCUUUCCAGCUCCCAGCUGACACCCCUCCCCCAGCCUACAUGCCUCCUGAUGAGCAGCUGGGCCAGGAGAACCAGUCCAUGGAAACAAGCAGCAGCUUGGUGCCGCCUAACAUGGCCAGAGGAGAUGUGCAACCAGUGGAGUAUGAAGAGCCAAGCCACUGGUGCUCUAUUGUCUACUAUGAACUCAACAAUCGUGUGGGUGAGGCUUACCAUGCCUCGUCAACCAGCGUGCUGGUGGAUGGCUUCACUGACCCUUCAAACAACAAGAACCGCUUCUGCCUUGGACUGCUGUCCAACGUCAACCGCAACUCGACAAUUGAGAACACCCGCAGACACAUUGGGAAAGGAGUGCACCUGUACUAUGUGGGAGGGGAGGUGUACGCAGAAUGCCUCAGUGACACCAGCAUUUUUGUCCAGAGUCGCAACUGUAAUUACCACCACGGUUUCCACCCCACCACUGUGUGCAAAAUCCCCAGUGGAUGUAGCCUCAAGAUUUUCAACAACCAGGAGUUUGCUCAGCUUCUGGCCCAGUCAGUCAACCACGGCUUUGAAGCCGUUUACGAGCUUACUAAGAUGUGUACCAUUAGAAUGAGCUUUGUCAAGGGCUGGGGAGCUGAAUAUCACCGACAGGAUGUCACCAGCACCCCCUGCUGGAUCGAGGUGCAUCUGCAUGGGCCCCUCCAGUGGCUAGACAAGGUGCUAACACAAAUGGGUUCGCCUCUCAACCCAAUCUCCUCUGUGUCCUAAUGAUGGACCUGUGGGAGCUUUGGGGAGAUCCUUUCUACGAUUUUUUUUUUUUUUUAAACUUUUCUUUUCUCCCCUUCAGUGAUUUAUAAUUUAAGGUGGUCUUAAUGGCUGAACUGUUUACACUUAACUUUGGGAAGGGACACUGAACUUCGGCUGGAAAUUCAACAUCAACAGCCGAAAUGAGUUGCUGAAACAUAAUAACGUUCCAAGAAAAUACCUGAAGAUUGAAAGGAAUGAUGAAUGCCCAAUUAGCAGUAAUAACAUGGACACACUACUGCUUGACAGUGCUCCAGUACCUGCAAGAAUUGAAGGCUCCAUUGCUGAGCUAGAAUCAGUCAGAUGUUAAUUUUUGCAUCAAGUUUUAUUGUUUUCUCAAAUGUUUUUAUUUCUCUGUAUUUGUAGUUUUUAAAGAAGCAGAACAGUUUCACUACUCUGCCUUAUGUCCGACAGAUAAAUUGGAAUUUUACUCAACACUUUUCUUACAUCGUUGUCUCAAUGUCAGAUAUUUACGAUAAGAUAUAGACACGAUUAUGUUUACCAUUAGGCUCAGAUAUAACAAAUGCUUUUUUUUAAUAGUCUCUUCUGCUAGAAUUGAACACUGAGCUACUGCCUUUAAGAGAAGGUUUUGUAUGCCAACCUGAUAGUUUUUGAUAUGGGAGAUCAAUCACUGAAUGAGUUUAACAUGCCAUAAGCUAACAACAUUGUGAAUGUUACAUCUAUUGCAAUAGAAUUAGUCAUGUAUGAUAUAAUCAGACGGUGGACAUUAUCAUUAUUGAUUCUUGUUUGUACUCUCGAGUUCAAGUAAGAUUGACUGUAUUUUCCAUACUCACUGUAUUAACAAUAUUGUGCACUCAUGGAUUUUGUGGAGGCAUAUUAAAUCUUGGCAUGGGUACCAAGGCAUUAUGUUGAUAGAUAAUUGACUCCAUUAGCUCAAUCAAAUAAACAGGUUACAUGGUAACAGUGA